UGUGAUGAAAUUUGUUAAGGACGAAAUAGGGUGAUUUAAAUUCUACAAUAUGUAUUAAGAUCUUUCAAUAAGAAAAACUCUGCUACUAAUGUUACGUUGGAAGGUUAUCGUUUAAGAGCGUCAAGAGGAGAGUCCAAGAGGAGAGGAUUAUCGAUUUAUAAUUCGGAAAGGAGACAAAAGAGUACCGGAUACAUCUAUUAAAACAAAAUGAAGUCAGGAGAGUUUUUUAAAGUUAAUGUGAAGUUGCUUCGUUUUAAGGCACAUUAUUUUGUUUUCUAUGGAGCCCUCAGUGGAGUUUUUCCUUUCGUCCCAGUUUUCGCAAAGCAACUUGGAAUCCAUGCUGCUGCUUUUGGACUAAUUUACUCGAUCCUUCCAUUCUGUUCAUUUAUCUCUAAACCAUUUUUCGGAUUUCUCGCGGACUAUUUUCAAAACAUCAAAGUAUUUUUGGUAACGCUCAUUAUCUUGAUAUCUGUAACACUCAUGUCUUUACUGCUUAUACCACCAAUCGAAGAUGGCUCAAGAGACACCUCGCGUGUCAAAUUGGAACUGAAAAAACAUGGGUUUGAGAUGAGCUCUGAAAAUGAUCGUAAUGCGUCGUGCAUCAAUAUGGGUUCAAAAUCGGCAAUGACAUGUGACCUUUAUUCGGGUCAAUGGAACGAAUCUGAAUGGCAACAGCUGCCUUGCAGAACUCUACUAAAAUGGUCUCGAGACUGCACUACACAGCAAUCUUCAGAUGACACUGUGAAAGUAUUAGUGGAAUUGAACCCUGAAAUUAACAGUCCCAAACCAAUCUCAAACAAAACUCUAACACUUUCUUUUCUUGACGAGAAAUUAAGUGACUUCAACAACAGUUGUAACUUUUACGUUAAGGACAAUGAUCUUUUAAAAUGUACAAUUGAAAAUAAUACCUGUUCUGACACAAAUUCACUCUCUUCUGUGUAUGACACGUAUCAGUUCUGGCUGCUAGUUGUGUUGCUUUUAAUACCAGGGUCAUCAGCUGCAGCUUGUAUGUCUUUGGCAGAUGCUGCUUGUUGUGAAACUUUAGGGGCCAAAAGAGAACUGUACGGAAAGCAAAGAUUAUGGGGCACUAUUAGCUGGGGUGCCUUUUGCGCACUUACAGGAUUUCUGAAUGAUACAUUCAGCACUGAUAAAAAGAAUUUCUCGCCCGGGUUUUAUUUGAUGUUUGUUCUUCUAGUUAUUGAUGCCAUACUGAUUGUAAACAUCGAGUUAACAAAGUCAAAACUUUCUUCAAACGUUUGCAAAGAUAUACGUUCAAUUAUAAAAUCCUCAGAAAUAAUGACUUUCGCUUCUGGUGUGUUUGUUAUUGGGAUUCUAACUUCAAUCGUGGCAACUUAUGAGUUUUGGUUUCUAGAAGACAUGGGUGCGAGUCAAAGUUUACUAGGACUAGCGGUCGCGAUGCAGUGCUUAGUUGGAGAAGUUCCUCUUCUUUUCUCCUCUGGUUGGUUUAUUAAGAAGUUGGGCUACUUUCCGUGCAUUGUAAUUUCAUUUUCUGGCUUUGCUUUGAGGCUUGGUUUGUAUUCCGUUAUAAAAAAUCCAUGGCUUGUCUUACCAAUUGAUGCUUUGCAUGGUUUCACUUUUGCCAUAUUCCAUGCGACACUGACUUUCUUUGCCUCGGCGAAAGCUCCUGCUGGACUUGAAGCCACAGUGUUGGGAUUCUUAGGUGGACUUAGCGAUGGGUUAGGUAAUGGAACUGGCAGCUUCUUGGGUGGAUUGGGUUUCAAAAUGCUAGGAAGUCGAUUAACGUUUUUCUCUGCUAGUGUAAUAAGCUUGAGCUGCAUCCCAGUUUUCCUCAUCGCACCAAGGAUUUUAAAGAAGGUGUCGACGAAAGAAUACGUCACGUCUCAAGAUGAAAAUGCUGAUGAAACACAUGACUUGAAACAUGUUACUUAAAAUUAGUGAUGUAUAGUUUUGUUUCAAUUGACAGUGUUGUUAUUAAUUUUUUUAUUUAAUUCAUCAAGUAUUAUAGCAAAAAUUGAGCCUAAUGAUACGAAGUUGUAUCUGUUCAAACGCAUUUAGUUUAAUGUUCCAUUCCUAAUGACAUCCUGUCUUCGUAACGUAUGGGACUUAACGUAUGGGACUUCUUGGGUGGAUUAUGUUUCAAAAUGCUAGGAAGUCGAUUAACGUUUUUCUCUGCUAUUGUAAUAAGCAUGAGCUCAUCCCAGUUUUCCUCAUCGCACCAAGGAUUUUAAAGAAGGUGUCGACGAAAGAAUACGUCUCGUCUCAAGAUGAAUAUGCUGAUGAAACACAUGACUUGAAACAUGUUACUUAAAAUUAGUGAUGUAUAGUUUUGUUUCAAUUGACAGUGUUAUUAUUAAUUUUUUUAUUUAAUUCAUCAAGCAUUAUAUCAAAAAUUGAGCCUAAUAAUACGAAGUUGUAUCUGUUCAAACGCAUUUAGUUUAAUGUUCCAUUCCUAAUGACAUCCUGUCUUCGUAACGUAUGUUUUAUUGCUAGUUGCAACUACACUAUUUGCAACAGAAAAAUAAUGAAUGAUUAAGAACAACUUCAUGUUUGUGCUAAAGUAAAGUCUUUGAAAUCUAGGGUUUUGACUGUCAUUUAACAAAUUUUAAAAAAAGUUUUUUUUUUUGGUAGAAAAUAACUAAUUUCUCUAUCGUAACUUUAAACACGCUCCGAAGAAUCUCAAAGAUUAACAUAUCAAAAUAAACUUCAACCUCAAAAUAAAACCCCAAAAAAAAGAUUCACUUUUUUUUUCAUUGACGAAUCUCAAAGGCCAAAGAUCUGACGAAUCACGAAUCUCAAAGGUCGAAUAUCUGAACAAAAAUACAUAAGUUAAACCAAGAUAAUAUUAAUUGACCAAGGUAAUUUUUAGUUGCAAAUUUUCGGUUUUAAAGUUAAAAAUUUAAAUUUUAUUUUUGCGACGUCCGAUAUUGGUGUGCAAUGCAGUUAGCUAAUAAGCUCUAAAAGAUAAAUUGAACUGGGGAAUCGUGGAAAAUGAUUCGUUUCAAGAAAAAAUCAGGAUUUAAAGUCGGAUUAGACUCUAAUAAGAUGAAUAUAAAUCAAACAAAAACAAAUUAAUGAAAUAAAUCAAAAUAACAGUUUUAGAGUUUUACAUAGCGAAAACAUUCAGAAUUUUCCUAGUCCUUAAAAUUUCCCUUAUGGCAUCAUGAUAGAAACUACCUUUCAUCUACAAUUUGAAAUGCUGUAUGAGUAUUAGGUACAUCCAAAACGUUUUUCUG
Molecule: messenger RNA, 3215 nt
Organism: Uloborus diversus
Lineage: Eukaryota; Metazoa; Arthropoda; Arachnida; Araneae; Uloboridae
Product: major facilitator superfamily domain-containing protein 6-like
Exons: 4
Coding region: 208-1911 (567 amino acids)
Cellular component (GO): membrane
Source: RefSeq, a predicted model, not a curated record